ACAGUGAUAGAGUUAUUGUAUAGAGUUCCCUGCUUCCUCCGUUCGCGCUGUACAAUUAGGCGCUCAGGUGCGAUUUUCGAGGGUCGGUUGUGCUCAUUAUCCGCUCCUCGAUGUCUUCCUUGAAAUCCCUGGGACUGCGACUUCCUUUCCGAGCCUCAUCGUCGCAUGAAGAAGCAGCAGAGACUCCGGACCAUUUGUUUUCAUUGAAACGGAAUGCGAUCCAUGCUCUCGGAAUUCUGAGCAACUUGGAUGAGCAGCGGAAGAACGCCUCGCACUACUGUGACGUUCAGAUAAUCACAUCUGACCAGAGGGAUCUCUGGGCACAUAAAGUCGUCGUCGACGUCUUUACCAACUAUUUCGACGAGCCGGGUCGUUUCGUAUUGGAUCAUAUCGACUCUAAGACCAUGGAGGCUUUUCUCAACUACAUCUACACCGGUGAUCAGCCUAAGCUGGAUGCCGAAAACAGCCUGAAGAUCAUGAUAUCCGCGCUGGAGCUUGGGCUCAAGCAGACUUUCCGAUUUGCUAUAAGUUACUGCGUGGAGAACCUUUUCGAGGUGAUGUCGGGGGAAUACUUCUGCUCAUUAUCCUACGAGACUCUCAGUAGCCUCCCACUGUUCGACGAGAGCUAUCUUCUGGAUAAGCUGAAAGAAUCCAAAUACCGUCGGAUAAUGCAUAAAUGGAUCUCAAUCGACCCCGAGGCCCGCUUGGGAUACCGAAACGACAUGGAAAACUUGUUUUCGAAGCUAUGGACGCAAGAAGACCAUGAACGGGCGCUGGCUCUCGGUGUCAAUGAGCAAGGAUUGUUCAAUUUCGUUCAAUUCAAUCCCCAGGAUCGGAUUUGGUAUCCCUGCGAGUUCUCAUUCAAGCCCGCGGUGGAAACCGCUCUCUCGAAAGUUGUUCAGAUGGGUCUCUACAAGACGGAGCACUUCGUAUUCCGAGACUCUUCUGAUAAUGUUUAUUAUUCGUCGACUCAAUUCAAACGGAUGCAGAACAAAAGCUCAACUCUGGGUACUUUGGUGGGCUCUCAUUGUGUGUCACUGCGGCAGAUCGAUGGUCACAUCUACGCGUUAUUCGACACGUUCAAAAAAUGGAACGGCGAGAGUCGGAAAUUCGAGACCGUCAUUCCGAAAGACGUUUUCCACCAACUGGAGGUGAACGUGCGAGACUUCACGAUAGAUGACAGGAACACCAAUAUAUACUUCUUGUGUGUGUCCCAAACUGACCCGAAUCGCACGGGAAUCCUCACCUACGCGCACAAUCCUGAAAACCCGAUUAUGGUGGCCUACGCAGGAUUGGCCACGGCGACGAGUAUUCUGACAGCAGGCGACGAUCAUUUGAUAGUAUACGGGAAUUCAGCGGCGAGUGCGAGCUUCCCCGAAGGCGAUGUCUUCGUGUACGACUUGGCGCAGAAGAGGUUCCACCAAGAUCUCUAUCUGAAUCAGAAGUUCAACGCUGAGGGCAGCCUGUUCCGGCUCAACAGUAAAAUAUACUCGCUCGAGACGACAAAGAAGGGUGACGAGAGGUCGCAUUAUCGAGUUCGGGGAUUCCCCCUCAAAUACGACCAUCGCACACUUGAUUCAGUCGAUAGGGUUGAUGAGAGCAUAUCCUCCAUCAAGGCGGUUUGCGUCUGUCCACGGAAAGCCUACUAUGACACCGUUUAUGGCUCUCACCAUCCCACUACUAGAUUCCUUUCGAUCGGAAUCGGAAAAUCCCUCAAUGGAGUGGAGUAGAGACCCCGGAUGCGAUUAUCAUGCGCGAUUACCGGAUGCGAAGCUGGCUGUGCUAAGAGCGUCGACUGGAAAACCAAUCGUGACAGGAGAACAGGCUUCCCGUUCACGAUCUCCAUCAAUUCAUUGCCGUCAAUCAUGAACCACGACGUAUCGAGGAAUUAAUCCCUUGUGUGAAUGAAAUGGGUCCAAGCUCCCAUGGAUGGGACUGACUUGCUAUCUUUGAUAUCGAUCUCGGGAAACUAGAUGAGAGA
This is a messenger RNA of Galendromus occidentalis (western predatory mite), 1981 nucleotides long. RefSeq lists its product as uncharacterized. Bases 111 to 1730 code for a protein of 539 amino acids. The transcript is spliced from 5 exons. The record is from RefSeq and is a predicted model, not a curated record. Lineage: Eukaryota; Metazoa; Arthropoda; Arachnida; Mesostigmata; Phytoseiidae. Gene Ontology annotation, molecular function: protein binding.